AAAAACGGCUGGCGGAGUUUGAGCAAAAAUUGUCCAAAAAUAAACAAUAAACAAACGGGAGGCCAUCACCGUGCUGCAGAUGGAUUACGUUUACUGCGGCACCGAUUCAAUCGGUGCCUCCGACGACAUAUUAAGUGUUUAUGACGCGGGAUCUGCGCAAGGAAACGGACACUUUUCACCGAGUUUCAAUGGCUUCAACAUCGGCAGCACUGAUCCUGACUACGUGGAACUGGUACCAGUGCUCGCUGACGGCGGAGAGCAUUUUGGGGUUUCCAGCGUGGCGUUCGAUGACUACGAGGAGCUGCUUUGGAUGGGAAACCAAGGAGGUCACGUCACCUCAUACUACACCAGCUCUAUGCAGAAGUACACAUCCUUUCAGGUGCACGCCAGCGAUAUUGUGCGUCAGAUCACCACCCUGGACUCCGGAGUGCUGGUUCUCACACAAACCUCUCUUCGUCACCAAAUCCGCAGGGGUCUUCCUAAGUUCACCUAUAAAUCCAACAACAUGACCGAAAUGGUGACCAUGCUGCAGCUGUCGCCUCACCGUCUGGUAAUGGCCGGGCUGCAGGAGGAGCUUAUUGACUUCGAUAUGCGCGCGCUCAAAGAAACUCGACUCGAGCAUGUGGGGGCUGCAGGCUGCACUGUGCUUCGCAAGAAUUCCCGCUUUUUGUUCGCCGGCGAUCAGAUGGGAACAGUUACAUUGCGCGAUCUGAAUAGCUUGAGUGUUCAGCACACAAUCAAAACGCACACUAACGUGCUCUCAGACUUUAGUGUCCAGGGCAACCUGCUCAUCUCCUGCGGUUACAGCGGUCGACAGAAUAACCUGGCCAUCGACCGCUUCCUCAUGGUCUACGAUCUGCGUAUGCUGCGCAUGAUCUCGCCCAUCCAAGUGAUGAUUGAUCCGCAAAUGCUGAAGUUCCUGCCAUCACUUACAUCCCGCCUGGCCGUGGUGUCCAGUUACGGCCUGAUCCAGCUGGUGGACACCGUGGAGCUCAACGAGCCGCGAGUCUCCAUGUAUCAGAUAAACACCAACAACAGCCAGUGCCUUAGCUUCGACAUCAGCUCCUCAUCGCAGGCCAUGGCUUUUGGCGACCAGUCCGGCCAUAUCAACAUGAUUGCCGCUGUGCAGACGCCCCAGCCGCAGUUCAAUUCCUUUUCGCGAAAUACAGAGUUCGCGGAUGUGGUGCCACAGCUGCCGAUGGUUUCCAUUACGGACACUAACUUUCCGCUGUCAUCGGUCAUGCUGCCCCACUUGACGACGGGCACACAAUGGUUUUCCGACUGGCCGGAGGAACUACUUUGCUACCGCUACCACAGACCCAAGACCAUAGAUCCCGAAGUGCUGAACAACAUGAAAAUGCAGGGACCCAUUGGAUACUCGCCCAAUCCGCGCACCGCCCGUCGAAAUCAAAUUCCGUACGUGAUUGAGCAGGGCGUGUGCAGCACAAAUGGGAACGGUGCUGCAGCGGUGACCAAAUCAGAGAACGGCGUCAAAAUCAUUCCAAGACGGUAUCGCAAAGUCGAGUUGAAGUACACAAAGCUGGGCACCCAGGACUUUGACUUUGAGCAGCAUAAUCAGACUUGUUUUGCUGGAUUAGAGGCAACCUUGCCCAAUUCCUACUGCAACGCCAUGCUUCAGAUACUCUAUUUUACAGAAGCUCUGCGUGUUAAACUGAUUGAGCAUUCCUGUACCAAGGAGUUUUGCUUAUCGUGCGAACUGGGCUUCCUGUUCAACAUGCUGGAUAAAAGCACCGCUUCAUCCCCAUGCCAAGCCAGCAAUUUUCUGCGCUCUUUUCGCACUGUUCCAGAAGCCUCGGCAUUAGGCUUGAUUCUGACAGAUCGUUCUUCAAAUGUCAAUCUUAUAACUCUUAUACAGAACUGGAACCGAUUCAUUUUGCAUCAAAUGCAUUACGAAAUCUUCGAUUCUAGCAGAAACCCAUCCGCCCCAAGCGGAUCUGUGCAAACAUCAACAAACGCAGAAAACACAAGCCCUUCCGAAACAAGUGGCGCCCCUGAGUUGUAUGAUUCCAUAUGUGCAGAUGGAAAUUCCAAAGAGGACGAUCGGGAACGCAGUAAGAUUAACACAGAAACAGAGAUCAGUAAAAUCUUCGGAACAAAGCAAAUUUGUGUUAACCGCUGCAUCAAAUGUCAAGUGGAGAAAUCAAAGGAAAACAUCUUACUCGCCUGCAACAUGUCUUACCCGACUCAUAUCAAAGAUAGUGAGCAGUAUUUCAGCUUUGGUACCAUUUUAAAGCGUUCUCUCAGCACGGAGAAGAGCAUUCAAGCUUUUUGUGAGAACUGUAAGAAGUUUUCGCCAACAAAUCAGAGCGUUAAGGUUACAUCUCUUCCGCAAAUGUUAUCCAUUAAUUGUGGCCUCAACAACGAGAAAGACAUUACGUUUCUGAAGCGCCAAUUGAAUCGGUGCAACGAAAAGCCGUCUGCCGAUGCAACAGCAUCUUUAAGCACUAGUAAACUGUGUCGCUACGGAGCCAAUUGUUCAAGAAGCGACUGCCAUUUCAUGCACCCCGAUCGAAAAUCACCAUCGCACACUAACCAAGCAAAUAACGUCAGCAGUUCUCCUAAUGGACGCCAGAAGUCUUGGUUUCCUUUAACGUUUACCAUGGGCAUCAACGAACAAGACGAGCUACAGGUGCAAACUCAGUCAGAUGCAGGUGCCGGUAAGUCGGAGCAGGACGAUGAGGCCGAAAAGCCGACCACAAAAACGGCAGAUAACAACCGGAUGUACGCCCUACACGCUGUGGUCUGCCAAGUUGAUGAUGGCACCCAAAAGAAUUUGGUGUCGCUUAUCAAUGUGCAGCGUCAAUAUCACACUAUGAAACUGGCGGAAUCCCCAGAGGACCCUCAGAAUCAAUGGUACAUCUUCAAUGAUUUCAGCAUUUCGCCCGUGUUGCCCCAGGAGUCAGUUUGGUUCACUUUGGACUGGAAGGUGCCAUGUGUACUGUUUUACAGGAAUGUCGAGGAUGAUUCUGAAUCUGCCAGUACUACGAGCUCCACUGUAACAGAAAGUGAUGACACCGUUCCAUCGGAGAGCAGCAGCGACUCGCCUACAAACUUAACCAACCCCUUUUUGGAGGACAUUACAAAUCCAAUACCAGGCAACGUGAGUACGGACGCUACACUCAAAGCCCUGCAGAUGGAUGAGAUGCCGCAGUCGGGUGACCUGGUCGCCAUGGAUGCUGAAUUCGUUACACUAAACCCGGAGGAGAACGAAAUACGGCCAGAUGGCAAGACGGCGACAAUCAAGCCAUGUCACAUGAGCGUGGCCCGUAUUUCAUGCAUUCGAGGACAAGGCCCUAAUGAAGGAGUUCCGUUCAUGGAUGAUUACAUCUCCACUCAGGAGAAGGUAGUGGAUUACCUAACACAAUUCUCGGGCAUAAAGCCUGGCGAUUUGGACGCCAAUUUCAGCAAAAAGCGAUUGACUGCUCUUAAGUACUCAUAUCAGAAAUUGAAGUAUUUAGUCGAUGUGGGCGUGAUAUUUGUCGGACAUGGACUUAAAAAUGAUUUCAGGGUCAUUAAUAUUUAUGUGCCGUCCGAGCAAAUAAUUGACACGGUGCAUCUGUUCCACCUGCCACAUCAUCGAAUGGUGUCCUUGAGGUUUUUGGCUUGGCAUUUCUUAGGUACAAAGAUUCAAUCCGAGACGCACGACUCCAUCGAAGAUGCACGGACCACUCUGCAGUUGUACAAACACUACUUGAAGCUGCAGGCAGAAAAGAAGUUUAGCAACGCCCUUAAAAACCUUUACGAACGCGGAAAACUACUUCAGUGGAAAGUGCCGGAGGACUGAAUAACUUACUCGAACCUGUUGCCAAUUCGACGAAUUCGACGCAUAAUCAAAGUAAUCGUCAGUACAAACACUAUACCGAUCUAAAAAUCCUGGUUUUUCUCUAUUUAAUUAUGCUUUAGUGAGUUUCAUUUUUCUCUGGAGCUUCAGGUAUUUCUUUUUGUAUUUGUAUAUCUUUAAAACAAAAAAAUGGAAAAAAGAAAAAUUGUAUAUCUUA
Messenger RNA from Drosophila ficusphila, 4019 nucleotides. It is a transcript of the gene PAN2, whose product is annotated as PAN2-PAN3 deadenylation complex catalytic subunit PAN2. The transcript has 15 exons. Lineage: Eukaryota; Metazoa; Arthropoda; Insecta; Diptera; Drosophilidae. Gene Ontology annotation, molecular function: nucleic acid binding; poly(A)-specific ribonuclease activity; protein binding. Gene Ontology annotation, biological process: nuclear-transcribed mRNA poly(A) tail shortening; mRNA processing. Bases 80 to 3805 code for a protein of 1241 amino acids. The record is from RefSeq and is a predicted model, not a curated record. Gene Ontology annotation, cellular component: P-body; PAN complex.